This is a messenger RNA of Anopheles bellator, 1042 nucleotides long. Its product is annotated as vacuolar protein sorting-associated protein 26C. The transcript has 3 exons. The record is from RefSeq and is a predicted model, not a curated record. NCBI's taxonomy places the organism in Eukaryota, Metazoa, Arthropoda, Insecta, Diptera, Culicidae. Gene Ontology annotation, biological process: intracellular protein transport. Gene Ontology annotation, cellular component: endosome. The coding region runs from base 63 to 962 and encodes 299 amino acids.
AUGAUUUUCUAGCAAUGACUUUUUAAGUACUACGAAUCGCAAAUCAGUAAAUUGCUGGCAAGAUGUCAAUUAACGUAGAGAUAAAGUUCCGCCGAGCGAACAAAGUUUACUACGAAGGGGAAACGGUAUCGGGCGUGGUACAAGUUGUCUGUGGUUCGGAAGUGAAACACGAAGGAAUCACGGUGACCCUCGAGGGUUCGGUAAACUUACAAAUUAGCAAUAAAAACGUCGGCAUCUUCGAGGCGCUCUACAACAGUGUGAAACCGAUCACGCUUCUCAAUCAGCACAGCGAUCUGGCUCCGUCGGGCAAGCUUCCGAUCGGUACGAGCGAGUUUCCGUUUGAAUUCCCGUUAAUAUGUCCGCGGGAGCCGAAAACGUUGUACGAAACAUACCACGGUGUCUUCGUAAACAUAACAUACAUGCUGCGGUGCGAUAUAAAGCGUAGCUUUCUGGCGAAAAGUGUUCAACGAGUUCAACAAUUCAUCAUCCAAUACCGACCCGUCGUGGAGCGGCCUCCAAAGGAGGUUCAGUUCUCCAUCAGUCCCGACACGCUGCAGAAAACGGCCAAAGAGCGGAUCUCUAUUCCACGAUUUCUCAUCUCCGGAACACUCGAUUCGACGGACUGUUGUGUGACAAAACCGUUCACGGGCACAGUGACCGUGCACCACACGGAGGUGGCGAUCAAAUCGAUCGAAAUACAGUUGGUACGAGUGGAAACGUGCGGCUGUGCGGAAGGGUACUCGCGUGAUGCAACCGAAAUACAGAAUAUUCAGAUAGCGGACGGCAAUGUCUGCCCGAAGGUGGCGAUUCCGAUCUAUAUGACGCUCCCGAGAUUGUUCACGUGUCCGACCCUGAUAACGAAGAAUUUUAAAGUUGAGUUUGAGGUGAAUCUCGUAAUAAUCUUCGGUGAUGACUAUCUGGUGACGGAAAACUUUCAAAUACUUCUAAACAGAACAGCAUAAUACGAAGUGGUCCGCGGUUGUCUCCAUUCCAAUCGUUUUUUUCCCCUGAAGCAAUAAAUCUCGUCUCUUAGUUCUCACAA